AUGCGUUCCUCAGCAUCUACCCUGCUUCUAGCAGCUGCAGCGCCCGUCUUCGUUGCCGCCGUAUGCCCCGAUCCAGUACCUCAGAUUUCCUCUCUUUCGUGGUCAGGCUCUGGUUGCCCCAGCACCUCUGCCUCAUCAGUGAAGAACUAUGGACCGAUGGAAUUUGGCGAAGUCAAGACCUUCACCUUCAACCAACUCGAUUCCGACAACACCGAGAACUGCGAAAUCCACCUUCAAGCCGCUCAAGCUCCAUCAGGAUGGCAGGUUGCUGUCAGAGAUGUAGCAUAUUCGGGCGACGUGAUGUUGAAGCCAAAUUCGCAGCUAGACUACUUCACGCAAGUCUAUUGGAGUGAGAAGGCUGAUGAUACGGGCAUCGCCAAGGGAACUAUUACAAAUGCGGAUACCGAUGUCUACAACAGGGCUGUCACAAUUCGAUCAACGGUUCCAGAGAAGUGGUCGAAAUGUAUUUCUGGCAGUGGUCCAGGAAUUUUGAACGUCAACUUCAGGCCAGUGAUCAAUGGGGACGCGGGGCGCUUCAGCUUCAAGAAUGCGACAUGGCAUCUCGACUGGAGGAAGUGUUAG
This is a messenger RNA of Lindgomyces ingoldianus, 582 nucleotides long. RefSeq lists its product as uncharacterized. The coding region runs from base 1 to 582 and encodes 193 amino acids. The transcript has 2 exons. The record is from RefSeq and is a predicted model, not a curated record. Lineage: Eukaryota; Fungi; Ascomycota; Dothideomycetes; Pleosporales; Lindgomycetaceae.